Alternaria infectoria is the source of this 579-nucleotide messenger RNA. RefSeq lists its product as uncharacterized. The transcript has a single exon. Lineage: Eukaryota; Fungi; Ascomycota; Dothideomycetes; Pleosporales; Pleosporaceae. The record is from RefSeq and is a predicted model, not a curated record. The coding region runs from base 1 to 579 and encodes 192 amino acids.
AUGGCUUACCGCUACCACGCCUUCAUCAACACCCAAUCUAACCAUGGUUUUGACGCGAUUUCCGAGAAGUUCGCCAAAUGCACACGAAAGAACCGCUCGCGAUGGAUCGAGGAACGCAUUUUGUGUCGCGUGGCAGCUCGCAUUGUCGACGAGGUGCUCUUCGAGGAACUCAAGCGUCACUGGGGCGAUGCCGGCGACGAUGACGGCGCCUUUGGUGGACUGAUGAGCUCCAUUACCGCGUCCAACAUCCCCGACUGCUCCGCGUACAAGAUGGCCAAGUACGCUCGCUCUAACCCGACUGAGGAGUCAUGCCUUCCCUACACCAAGAACCCCGACGCGAGAGCCGAGCAGAAACGCAAAUUCCAAACCGGCCAGGUCAAGAUCUUUGGCGCUACAGUGUCUCCUAGCUCAGCCAUCUGGGAGCUCAUGAAGGCAUGCAUCGGCAAGCCUAAACUAGUCGCUGCCACCUCCACAGCCUCUCAGCGCGAGGUCAUUCAGCGUAUUCUAGGGCUGUCAAAUGUAGAUAAGUUCGAUAUGGUCCUCUUCUAUGAAGCCUCGCAAGCGACUGAGGCGUCUUAG